ACAAUGUCAACAAAUAAGUUUGUAAGUUCGUCUUCGCUGAUUCAUGUGUCGAUAAAGUAAACAAAUAAAUAGUAAUUCGCAUCGCCUUCGCUGUUCAUUUUGCUAACACAGUAGUCUCGACUAUGACGGUGAAGUGACGAUUACAUCAUGAAUGUAAAUAAGUACUUAAUAAUUUUUAAAUUGUUAUUAUUUUCGGGUUGUUUGUGUGAAAUAAGCGAGGGUGAAAAAGAGAAACUUUUGAAUGGCUUCCUAGAACAUUAUAAUAGUUUACCUAAUCAAAUAUACCAGAGCAAUGAGGGAUCUUUGCAAAGUACGCAGCAAGUGGAUGACACCACAUAUGAAAUAGUAGCAAAGAUAAAAGUCAAAGAGAUUCAAAAUGCUGAAGUAACAAAGUCUCUGACUUGUGCUGCUACUGUCAAGGACUCUGAUGAUCAUGUUGCUGUCACAAAUAGUCAUUGUCACGAGCCUAGGCAGGAGGACUCCAGCCAGGAAGUUGCCACCGAAGCUCAGGCGGAAGUGGCUGAAUCUGUGGUUGAGAGGAGACCUGUCCAGUUAGACAAUGAAGUACAAUCAGAUACAGCUAUAACGUCAGGUGAACAGUUUAUAGCAAUACCUCGGGACCAACCGAGCGUACCAUGCUUUGGGUGUGCCACGCACGUGAACCCACAGGCUGCUGGAGUUAGCGACCUUGCUAGCCUCGGUCUGAGGCACCUCGAUAUCCAUCAACCAACAAUGAAACACACUCUGGAACGAGUACUUGAUGUAGAGAGACAAGUCCAAGUGGUAAAUGGAGUACGAUAUAUUUUAACAAUGUCAGUUCAUUUUGACAAUUGUUCGGAUAUCCAACCUGAAAACUGUGUGUUCUCCAACAUUUGUAAGAUAACGUUUCUAGUUAAACCAUGGGUAAAACUGCCCAAUGGUGGAAAUUAUAGAGCAAUAUUAGGAAACAACUGUACAGAAGAAUGGCAGUAUGGUGACAAUGGCGAAGUUCUGCCAGACACAAUGGAUAACCAAGCACAGGACAAAGAUAGAGGAAGUAAGGGAGAUGAUGGAGAUGACAUACAGGUAAAAUAUAAUUCUGAUGUCCAAUCACAACCAAACAUGGAACGAACACUAACGGAUGAAGAGAUGAAAAAUCUAGAAGAGCAAAUAAUUCCGAAUAAUCAAUUUCAAGAAAAUUAUCAACGCUCUUUUACUGUAUCUCCUGACACCCCCGGGGAAAAUAAGGAACAUGUUUUCAAAGUCGAAUCCAAUAAACAUAAUGUGAAUACAAUUCCUGUUACCGAACAAACUCUAAACAUUAAUCUAGAUAAAAAGAAAGCUAUUGACGACCUAUUGAACUAUUUUGACUUUUCUGGAUUUAAACUGAAGACUGAAAGUACAGUUCCCGCGUCAAGGGCAAGGAGAAGUUAUGAUUAUGAUUUGCAACUACUAACACUUGCAGAAGACUAUCAUGGUAUUAAAAAUAGUAUAAAAAAUGCACGCUUUGUAUACGGGCUAGCUCAAACUAUGGUAAACUAUUUGAAUGAAAUUGACAUGGAAGUAAAAAAUAGAGAAAUAAAAAGCGUAAUCAAAGCGGAAGAAGAAACUGACAGUCUACAGCGCUAUAUAUAUGUUCAGGCUAGUGUUACAAUACCAUGUGAUAAAGUUGAAUGUGAACCAAGAGACACGGGUACUCAAAUAUGUAAUGGUGUUUUAGAUGCCACAAACGACGAUAGUCCCCAAAUUAUAAGCUCAUUCUGUUACAAUGACAACAAAGAAAGAGAUUACAGGGAUAUUGUCAAAGUAAUACCUCUCGAUGAUCCCGUCUUACAAAAUUUAGCCUUAGAAGCAGUAAAAAAAAUUGAAUCCGAAUCAAACUCUGAAAACGCUCUGAAAGUAAAUAAAAUUAUUUCAGCUUUAACCCAAGUUACAUCUGGAACACUUACGAAAUUUUCAAUUAUUGUUGAUAACUUGAAAUGUAAUAAGAGCGUUCCACAAGCAUUACGAAUAAAUUGUACGGUUCUAGAACAAUUAGGAUCACAGAUUUGUGAAAUAAUCGUACACGAGAGGCAUUGGCUGAAAGAGACGAAAAUAUCAUACUCUUGCACUGACAGACCAGUUGACAUGAAAAUAUCGAAACUAAAAUCAAUUACCCCAAGUAUAAAUGUAGAGGACCCAAAAAUUAUCGAAAUGUUGCAAGAAGCCAUACAAUUUUUAGAAACACAAUCAGAAAAGAAUAACAAACAAAAAAUUGUAAACGUAACAUCCAUCUCUUCUCAAAUUAUUGCUGGCUUUUUAACUAAAAUAGAAUUUUUGGUUGGAUACACAAAUUGCACAAGCGGAAAUGAGUUAAUAGACGAAUCAAAUAAAUGUCACUUAUUGAAAGGACAAAAUCUUCGUCUGUGUAAAGCACAGUUUUGGGAUAGAUCAUGGAUAAUAGAUGGUAGACAAGUAGAAGUUUCAUGUGAUGACGUUAAAAGAAAAAAAAGGUCUGUAGAUUUUGUUGAAGGUCAAAGAAAUGAAAAUAGAAGCCCUGAAAAUAAAUACAAAAAGUUAGCUAACGAAUCUUUACAGAAGUUUAUGCAAUCAUCACUCAAUCACCAACAUUACGAAGUCGUAAAAGUUGACAAAGUUGAUGAUCAAAAUUUACCCGAUAAAUUAAUAAGAAUUCAAUUUUCAAUAUCACCCACCAAUUGCAAACUGAAAUACGGCAUUUUGUCACCUACUGAAUGCCACGUCAUAAAUCCUGAAAAUAUAAUCCACUGUCAUUCGAAAAUAUUGGAAAACGUUUGGGUUGACAAAAAACAAUUGUUUGUAAAUUGUAACUUAAAAGACUACCGACAACAUAAAACUUCUUCAGGCUUGCAUGAACGCGAUUCUAACGACUCAAAAUACUAUAGUAAAAACAGUGAUUCCUUGAAACAAAAUCUUAAAGAUACGAAUGCUAUGCAUAUUGCUGUAGAAGCGCUUCAAGCAUAUUUGAAGAAAAAUCCUGAAUCACUUCUUUUGCGAGUAACUUUAGUUGACAAAGUAGUAAUAAAAGGCCUAACAACUAAAAUUGUAUUCCUAGCGUCACAUACUGAAGAUGAUGAUGGUGAUACAAUUUGCUACGCAGAGUUCUUCGCAACCAAUACGUCCAAAGGUGUUACAGAAGUAAAAUGUUAUUCAAUUGGCUUACCAAUAAAACGAACUGAAGUUACCGAUGAAGAUCCUAAUUAUUAUAAGUAUAUUCAAAUGGCGGAUGAAUCGCUUUAUAUUUAUCUACAAAAGAUAAAUAGCUCGCAACUAUACACUGUUGCUUCUAUAGAAAGCGUAAUGGUACAGUGGGAUGAAGGCAUAAAGACUCAAAUUAAUUUUAUUAUAUCUCCAACCGAUUUAGAGAACCACGAAAAUCAAGGACAGCUAUGUCGUGCUGAAAUACGAGAACAACCAUGGAUUCAUAAAAAAAACAUUAAUGUAAAAUGUGAAUUAGAAAGAAAUUUAUACCGAUCUAAAAGACAGGUACAUGAUGAAAACAACGUAGACGGUGGUUUAAUAGAUCACGACCCAAAUGACCCAAAUUAUCGAGUUUUGGCUGAGGAAUCGUUGCUAAAGUUCGUUGCUGAUUCUGGGACAACCCAACCUCUAAAAGUCGUAAAAGUGGAAAAAGUAACCACACAAGUAGUAUCUGGUUUGUUGACCCGUAUCGAUUUUGUGAUAUCGGGUGGGCAAGAUAUCAACAAAUGUCAUUCUAAAAUAUGGGAGCAGCCUUGGUUGGACAGAAAAGACAUCGAUGUUUCUUGUCAUAACGGUGACCAAAGAAGCAAAAGAGAGGCAAUUACGGGUGGUUUGGCAGAUCAAGACCCAAACGACGCAAAAUAUCGAGUUUUAGCUGAGGAAUCAUUACUAAAAUUCGUUGCUGAUUCCGGGACAACCCAACCUCUAAAAGUCGUAAAAGUUGAAAAAGUUACCACACAAGUAGUAUCUGGUUUGUUGACCCGCAUCGAUUUUGUGAUAUCAGGUGGGCAAGAUAUCAACAAAUGUCACUCUAAAAUAUGGGAGCAGCCUUGGAUGAACAGAAAAGACAUCGAUGUUUCUUGUCAUAACGGUGACCAAAGAAGUAAAAGAGAGGCGAUUGCGGGUGGUUUGGCAGAUCAAGACCCAAACGACGCAAAGUAUCGACUUUUGGCUGAAGAAUCGUUGCUAAAGUUCGUUGCUGAUUCCGGGACAACCCAACCUCUAAAAGUCGUAAAAGUGGAAAAAGUAACCACACAAGUAGUAUCUGGUUUGUUGACCCGUAUCGAUUUUGUGAUAUCGGGUGGGCAAGAUAUCAACAAAUGUCACUCUAAAAUAUGGGAGCAGUCUUGGAUGAACAGAAAAGACAUCGAUGUUUCUUGUCAUAACGGUGACCAAAGAAGUAAAAGACAGGCGAUUGCUGGUGGUUUAGCAGAUCAAGACCCAAACGACGCAAAGUAUCGACUUUUGGCUGAAGAAUCGUUGCUAAAGUUCGUUGCUGAUUCCGGGACAACCCAACCUCUAAAAGUCGUAAAAGUGGAAAAAGUAACCACACAAGUAGUAUCUGGUUUGUUGACCCGUAUCGAUUUUGUGAUAUCGGGUGGGCAAGAUAUCAACAAAUGUCACUCUAAAAUAUGGGAGCAGUCUUGGAUGAACAGAAAAGACAUCGAUGUUUCUUGUCAUAACGGUGACCAAAGAAGUAAAAGACAGGCGAUUGCUGGUGGUUUAGCAGAUCAAGACCCAAACGACGCAAAGUAUCGACUUUUGGCUGAAGAAUCGUUGCUAAAGUUCGUUGCUGAUUCCGGGACAACCCAACCUCUAAAAGUCGUAAAAGUGGAAAAAGUAACCACACAAGUAGUAUCUGGUUUGUUGACCCGUAUCGAUUUUGUGAUAUCGGGUGGGCAAGAUAUCAACAAAUGUCACUCUAAAAUAUGGGAGCAGUCUUGGAUGAACAGAAAAGACAUCGAUGUUUCUUGUCAUAACGGUGACCAAAGAAGUAAAAGACAGGCGAUUGCUGGUGGUUUAGCAGAUCAAGACCCAAACGACGCAAAGUAUCGACUUUUGGCUGAAGAAUCGUUGCUAAAGUUCGUUGCUGAUUCCGGGACAACCCAACCUCUAAAAGUCGUAAAAGUGGAAAAAGUAACCACACAAGUAGUAUCUGGUUUGUUGACCCGUAUCGAUUUUGUGAUAUCGGGUGGGCAAGAUAUCAACAAAUGUCACUCUAAAAUAUGGGAGCAGUCUUGGAUGAACAGAAAAGACAUCGAUGUUUCUUGUCAUAACGGUGACCAAAGAAGUAAAAGACAGGCGAUUGCUGGUGGUUUAGCAGAUCAAGACCCAAACGACGCAAAGUAUCGACUUUUGGCUGAAGAAUCGUUGCUAAAGUUCGUUGCUGAUUCCGGGACAACCCAACCUCUAAAAGUCGUAAAAGUGGAAAAAGUAACCACACAAGUAGUAUCUGGUUUGUUGACCCGUAUCGAUUUUGUGAUAUCGGGUGGGCAAGAUAUCAACAAAUGUCACUCUAAAAUAUGGGAGCAGUCUUGGAUGAACAGAAAAGACAUCGAUGUUUCUUGUCAUAACGGUGACCAAAGAAGUAAAAGACAGGCGAUUGCUGGUGGUUUAGCAGAUCAAGACCCAAACGACGCAAAGUAUCGACUUUUGGCUGAAGAAUCGUUGCUAAAGUUCGUUGCUGAUUCCGGGACAACCCAACCUCUAAAAGUCGUAAAAGUGGAAAAAGUAACCACACAAGUAGUAUCUGGUUUGUUGACCCGUAUCGAUUUUGUGAUAUCGGGUGGGCAAGAUAUCAACAAAUGUCACUCUAAAAUAUGGGAGCAGUCUUGGAUGAACAGAAAAGACAUCGAUGUUUCUUGUCAUAACGGUGACCAAAGAAGUAAAAGACAGGCGAUUGCUGGUGGUUUAGCAGAUCAAGACCCAAACGACGCAAAGUAUCGACUUUUGGCUGAAGAAUCGUUGCUAAAGUUCGUUGCUGAUUCCGGGACAACCCAACCUCUAAAAGUCGUAAAAGUGGAAAAAGUAACCACACAAGUAGUAUCUGGUUUGUUGACCCGUAUCGAUUUUGUGAUAUCGGGUGGGCAAGAUAUCAACAAAUGUCACUCUAAAAUAUGGGAGCAGUCUUGGAUGAACAGAAAAGACAUCGAUGUUUCUUGUCAUAACGGUGACCAAAGAAGUAAAAGACAGGCGAUUGCUGGUGGUUUAGCAGAUCAAGACCCAAACGACGCAAAGUAUCGACUUUUGGCUGAAGAAUCGUUGCUAAAGUUCGUUGCUGAUUCCGGGACAACCCAACCUCUAAAAGUCGUAAAAGUGGAAAAAGUAACCACACAAGUAGUAUCUGGUUUGUUGACCCGUAUCGAUUUUGUGAUAUCGGGUGGGCAAGAUAUCAACAAAUGUCACUCUAAAAUAUGGGAGCAGUCUUGGAUGAACAGAAAAGACAUCGAUGUUUCUUGUCAUAACGGUGACCAAAGAAGUAAAAGACAGGCGAUUGCUGGUGGUUUAGCAGAUCAAGACCCAAACGACGCAAAGUAUCGACUUUUGGCUGAAGAAUCGUUGCUAAAGUUCGUUGCUGAUUCCGGGACAACCCAACCUCUAAAAGUCGUAAAAGUGGAAAAAGUAACCACACAAGUAGUAUCUGGUUUGUUGACCCGUAUCGAUUUUGUGAUAUCGGGUGGGCAAGAUAUCAACAAAUGUCACUCUAAAAUAUGGGAGCAGUCUUGGAUGAACAGAAAAGACAUCGAUGUUUCUUGUCAUAACGGUGACCAAAGAAGUAAAAGACAGGCGAUUGCUGGUGGUUUAGCAGAUCAAGACCCAAACGACGCAAAGUAUCGACUUUUGGCUGAAGAAUCGUUGCUAAAGUUCGUUGCUGAUUCCGGGACAACCCAACCUCUAAAAGUCGUAAAAGUCGAAAAAGUAACCACACAAGUAGUUUCUGGCUUGUUGACCCGGAUCGACUUUACCAUAUCUGAUGGAAAUGCAAAUACUAUGAAAUGCCAUUCUAAAAUUUUUGAACAAGUUUGGGUUGAAAGAAAGGAAGUAAACGUCGAAUGUGUUCCUGUUAAUAUCAGAGCACGUAGAGAUUUAGGAAUGCCUCGAGGCUUGGUGGAACAGAAUUUUGAAAAAAAAUCGGUUCCGACAAGCAGCUCUGAAAAGGAUCUUCAUAACGUUCGAGGUGAUGAUGAAGAAGAGCAAAAUCCAAAUAAACCUGAGUAUAAGUUACUGGUUGAAGAAUCCUUGAGAAAAUUUCAACAAAAAAGCGGUGUUUAUCAUAAAGUUCUAGAAGUGAAACGAGUUCUCACACGUGUGGUUUCAGGCUUAAAAUAUAACAUAGAUUUUACUGCUGCGCCUACAGCUUGCUCUGUGAAUGAAUCCCGUGUGAAUGCUCGCAGAUGUAAGACAGAUGAUGGAGUAAUUCUUUACUGUCAUACAGAAAUUUGGGAUCGACCUUGGUUAAGAAAAAAAAAGAUUGAUGUUCAAUGUAAUGAUCCGUCAGAUGACCGAGAUGAUUUCGAAGAAAACGAUUCUGAUGUUGAUGUGGUAAAACCAGAAAAUGAAAGUAAUAAUUCUGAAAACCACAUGAAACUAGCCAAUGAAGCUACUGAAAAAUAUUUGACUGCAUCAAAUAGAAAAUACGUUCAUAAAGUUACAGCAAUCCAAAGUGUAAGUGAACAACAGUUAGAUGGGACAUUUACUAUUGACUUUACUAUAUCACCCACUACUUGUUUAAGAAACGUUACUAAUAAAGAUUCUUGUAAAGUGAAACAACCAGUUGUUGUUUUCCAUUGUAAUGCAAAAAUAAGAAAUAGACCUUGGGGUAAUAAUGAAAGCGAAAUUGAAGUCACCUGUAAAAAGGCUAGCGAGAGAGUAAACAAUAGCAAAAAAGACAAACGUGACGUUGGUGUUAGAAGUGCUAGACAAACUGUUGAUGAUGCCGAAGAAAUGGAUGAAGAUAUCAUUUAUUAUUACGCUGAUCGUGCUCUUCAACAUGUUAAUGACCAUUCCCGUUCGAAUAAUUUACAUAAAUUAAUAUCCAUACACGCUGUGCAAAGUAGCCUUCAAAUGGGAGCUCGAACUGUAAAAAUGUACAUUGAAAUAGCCGAAACGUAUUGUUUGCGGCAUCAAAGAACAAAGGAUCUGGCAAACUGUGAAGAACUUAAUGGUUUAAGUCAUAGGCUAUGUUUGGCUAGAUUAUGGCCUGCACCAGACGAAGAGUUGAUAACAAGACACGUAUCAGUUGUUUGUGACGAUGAAGAAGAUUUUGUGGCCAUUAGUGGAGUCAAUGUACCUGAACUUUUAAGAUUGUCAAUGAUGGAACUUGAAAAGGCUGCUGGUGUGAAGUAUAAACUAGUCCAUCAAGGCGAGCCACAGGUUAUACCGUCCCUCGAUUCAAGACAACCAUUUAAAAUCAAUUUUGUUGUUGCUUAUACGAACUGUUCUGUAGAAGUCGAUUUAGAUAAAAAUCCUUUCCAAUGUUAUAUUAAUCAUGAAAUACCUUCUAAGUCUUGCCACUCAUUUAUUUGGCUGAAGACAGAUAUAAAAACUAUCAGUUACAUAAAUGUUAAAUGUACGCCUCUGAAUCGUUUGAGAAGAUCUACAAAUCAAACGAACCUUUCUUCAGAAAAUGAGGAAAUUAAGAGUAUGGUGGCCGCAGCUUUGGAGAAGUUAGAAAUGUCAUCAUUACACAGAUACAAACAGAGGGUGUUGCAGAUCAACAGUUACUCUACUAAAAUAACGUCUGGUAAAGUAACCACCAUCGACUUUGACGUCGGUUACACGUCUUGUUUGAAAUACGAGUGGGUUGAGAACAUCACUAGUUGUGAUUUCUUGGAGCACUUGCCCCGAAGACGUUGCGUGGCGCAAAUAUGGGAGAGAUUAUGGAUCAAGAAUGGACAAAAUAUUGAUGUAAAUUGUGUUGAUGAUGAAACACCUUUGGAGUCUCAUAUAGAAUUUGAAAGCGCUGAAAUGGCUAAUGCGUUAGCGAGAGAAGCAUUAAAACAUAUUGAAGCGAAAUAUCCUCACCCUAGCAAACAGAAGGUCGUUAGGAUAUUUUCAUUGGAAAAACAAGUAGUUGCUGGUAUCCACUACAAAAUGAAAAUAGAGGUUGGCUUCACAGAUUGCGUUGCUUUAAGCGACCAAACUGACUGCAAGCUAAUUAAAGAUCACGGUCUGAACAAGUUCUGCCGUGUAAAUGUUUGGGUGCGACCAUGGACUGACCAUCCUCCCAAUUUCCGAGUGUCAUGCGAUUUUCAAGAAGGUGCUACGCAUGAUUUAUACCACCACGUGCAAGCGGAACAAUUGUUUUACAGCUUUUUGACAACUUAUAGUCCCAGCUACGUCAAUGACUAUUCUCAAAUGCAGAAACGUUUUGAGAUAUUUAAAAAUAAUAUAAAGAAAAUUCACGAGUUCAAUGUUCAUGAGAAAGGUACUGCUAUAUACGGGGUGACCCGAUUUGCUGAUUUGACAUAUGAAGAAUUUAGUAGUAUAUACAUGGGCUUGAAUACGAAUUUAACUAACGAGAACCAGGUCCCUAUGAAAAAAGCUGAUAUUCCAGACAUUAAAAUUCCCGAGGACUUUGACUGGAGAGAGCAUGAUGCUGUGACGGAGGUAAAGGACCAGGGCUCAUGUGGUAGCUGCUGGGCGUUCAGUGUUACUGGUAACAUUGAAGGUCAAUGGAAGAUGCAGUCGGGUCAACUGAUAUCCCUGUCUGAGCAGGAGUUGGUGGACUGUGACAAACUGGACGAUGGCUGCAAUGGUGGAUUACCUGAUAAUGCCUACAGGGCUAUCGAACAGAUGGGAGGUCUAGAGUUGGAGAGUGACUACCCAUAUGAAGGUGUCGGUGAGAAGUGUGAGUUCAACAAGACUCUCGCCAAGGUGCAGAUCAGUGGAGCUGUGAACAUCACCACAAAUGAGACUGGAAUGGCUCAGUGGCUGGUGCACAAUGGACCUAUUUCUAUUGGUAUCAACGCGAACGCUAUGCAGUUCUAUAUGGGAGGUAUCUCACACCCGUGGAAGAUGUUAUGCAAUCCCACCAACUUGGAUCACGGUGUGCUUAUUGUAGGAUACGGAAUUAAAGACUAUCCACUCUUCCACAAGAAACUACCAUAUUGGAUUAUAAAGAACUCGUGGGGCAAGUCAUGGGGAGAACAGGGUUAUUACCGUGUGUACCGAGGUGAUGGUACCUGCGGAGUCAACCAGAUGGCAAGCAGCGCUAUCAUAUAAACCAAAACACCACCAAAAUUGGACAAUUUUGAAGGCAUUUUAUUUGGUUGUAAGUGAGUAUAUAUAUAAAUAUCAAGUAUUACUUUAUACUUACUAGAGAAAUAUUGCAAAUGUCGUUUUUAUAUAAGUUUGGUUUUUUUCUAUAUAAGUUAUAAAUCUAUUAAGGCCUGUUGUCUUUACGUUUUAUAAUUAUGAUUAUCAAUUAAUUCGUCCGUUUUUAUUGUCUUUUUUUACAUAUUUUUACCAGCCUUAAUGAACAUUAUACUGUGCUUAUGAUAUACAAUUAUGAGUCCAUAUAUAUUAAAUUAUAUAUGUUUCUGCAAACUGGGUACACUACGAAAUUCAAAGUAAUUUUAUAGGCUCUUUAUAGUUGUGAAUAUUUCCUUUAAACAAAUGAUCUCAAAUAAAUACUUCAAAAUUUGAAAGGGCCUUUAUUUAUUGAAAAAUAUUUAUAACCAUGCAAUAAUUAUUGUACGUACAAUUUGAGGUGCGAAAAUAUAUCGGCGUGUAAUAUUAUGCCAAGAAUAUGUUUCUUUACCUUAUCUAAAACAUGUAUAAGUUAAUUGGUUGUAAAAAAAUCGCAAUGCGUACACAUUGGAGCUAUUUGUUAAUAAUUUUCCACAGUGCAGAAUUAUUAUUAACUUGUACUUAUGUAAUUACUGUUCGUCUAUUAUUCAUUACAAUAAAAAAAAAAAAUAACUAAAAAUCGCGGGUUACUCACGUGAAUAUACUAAGAAAAGCUCUACUAG
Messenger RNA from Spodoptera litura, 10952 nucleotides. RefSeq lists its product as uncharacterized. Gene Ontology annotation, cellular component: extracellular region. Gene Ontology annotation, molecular function: cysteine-type peptidase activity; cysteine-type endopeptidase inhibitor activity. Lineage: Eukaryota; Metazoa; Arthropoda; Insecta; Lepidoptera; Noctuidae. The record is from RefSeq and is a predicted model, not a curated record. Gene Ontology annotation, biological process: negative regulation of endopeptidase activity; proteolysis.